UCACAGAAAAUAAACAAACAAAAGAGGCAAAUGAAAAAAAAACCUUUAUUAAUCGAUUGAUAAUAAAUCUAUGCCAGCAAAGAUAAAAUCAUUUUUUUCACACAAAUAAGGACACGAACAUCGCGUGACGUCCGAUUUGCACGAGAAUCAUAAUAAACGAAGUGACAAUAAUCCUUUCAAUAAUUUAAAAAUUCAGUCUCGUAUGGUCUUUUUCCGCUAUCGGAUAGAAAUUUUCUCAUUUUCUAGUAGUUGUUGAUUCGUAAAGAAGCAUUAAAAUUACUUAAUCGACAGAUGAAAAAAAUGGUGUUGGUUGUGCAAUUGAAGAUACUUCCUUUUCUUCUUUCUCUACCGAAGAUCGCAAGUUCUUACGAAUUUCAUUCUAUCGACGACGAACAAACUGCUUUCAUCAUAGAUAUUUGCAAAUUAUAUAGACCGAAAUCUGUAAUAUUUUUAAACGCCGAAACGAUAAGAGAAAUGGAAAUGACAACGAUAAUGUUAAAAUGGAGGCAUGCACUUUCUCGAGAAGGUAUACCAACUGCGAAUUUGAAAUUUUCUGAACUGCACAAAUCGUUGAAGUACUUAAAACAAAUUGUACGACCAUAUUACGUAGCAGUGAUCUCGAAUCACAACGCGAUUAAUGAGUUCUCUUUAGCAACGAGUACUUUUGAUAUGUCUUCAGCUGUGUGGAUAGUGGUAUUCAUUUACAAGGAACAUUUUUUCGAUUAUUGUCACAAUCCACCAGGUAAUAUAUUUCAUUUGACAUUCAAUUCAGAAAUGUUGGUCCGUUGUGGUACGGAAAAUAUUAUACGGGAAUGGUAUUCGAUCGAUACGAACCAAAUCGAGAUCAAGGAUGUAGCAACUUGGAGCUUAGAUAAAGGAAUCACUAAAAUAGUAUCAGAUUUUCUUUACGAAAGAAGAUCUAAUUUACAGGGUUUAAUCAUGAGAGCUGUUAUAGUUAAGGAUUCACCAUACAUAAUUAAAAAUAAAAAUGGCGAAAUAGACGGUAUGUUCGGUAAAAUAUUAAGAGAACUUUGUGAUACUCUGAAUUUUAGUUUCAACAUUGUCUCAGAAGUAAAAGAAUAUGGAAGAUGGAAUCCAGAUGAAAAGACAUGGUCUGGAGGAAUGGCAGAAUUAUAUACUGGACGUGCUGACAUUUGUAUUUCAGAUUUUAUAAUUAACAAUGAUAGAUUGAAUGCUGUUGAUUACACGAUUCCUCUUUUGACCUCGAAAAACAUUCUCGUUAUUCGACAACCAGAAAAUUUAGCGAUUCAAUGGUCGUCUCACUUUUUAACUUUUACUCUUUCUGUUUGGAUUGCUGUGUUGGGAGUAUUAAUUGCUUCAGCCAUCUUCCUAGUCUUACUCAAAAUAAAAAGUGGAUCCGAUAACAAAAUAGGAUACUUACUGAUCGAUAAUUUACUGGAAAUUUGGGGUAUAUUUUGCCAGCAAGGACUUCCUAAUUUUCCUCAUAAAUCUUCCUUACGAAUAGUAUACUUUUCAAUAUUUCUUUCGAUUAUCGUAUUUUGGGCCGCCUAUUCAGCUGCUUUAAUAAGCUUUUUGACGUCUGUAAAUUACGUUUUACCAUUUGAUUCAUUAGAAGGCUUCGUUGCAGACGGUACAUAUCAACUUGCUAUUCCUCGCGGUACUGCUUAUUAUGAUAGGUUUGCAAAUUCGAAACAUCCAUUUGCAAGAAAGAUAAUGAAGUUGAUGCUAAAAGAUGAAGAAUUACCCAUUUCAGAAUAUGAAGGAUUUAAAAGAAUUUGUAAAAAUCGAAAGCUAGCACUCUACACGACUGACCAAGUAAACAAUAUAGAAAAUUUAAAAAUACCAUGCAAUGUUGUUGCUAUAGAAAUAGGAUAUAUAAGCAAUUUUGCUAUGAUUUUAUCUAAAUACAAUCCAUUCACCGACGUCAUUAAUUUCCAGUUGCAGAAAUUUAUCGACAAUGGUAUGAUGAAUCGGUUAAAGGAUACGUCAUUUCAAAUGAAAUCCAAUCUUAUGAUCAAACAUCAACCGGUUCCCCUAAUCAGCGUUAUCUCUCUUAUUCUCUUCUUCUCAAUUGGUAUCUUUUCGAGUAUUUGUAUUCUAAUCAUAGAAAAGUGUAUUUUCGUUCGUAAAGAAAAGAAUAUUUCCAUGAAAGAUCGCAUCCUAUCUAUUAAGUCCUCAGUAUUUUAUGUAAAGAGGAAGAAAAGUAUUAGAAAUUUUGCAGUAAAUUACGCAGAUCGGAAAUGUGCACGCAUACGGUUUACAUCUAACAACUAUAAUGUUCACUCUGAUGGAUUUUUAUAUCCUGACUAUAAUUUUCUAAUAUAAUAGGAAUACAUUUAUGUAUAUUUAAGGUUCUCAUUACUUAAUACAUUUCGAAAUUGAAGCAGAACUUUCUGAUUAUUUUUUAUCAUCUGUUAUGUAUGAAUCGUUAUUAAGCAGUAUACAUAAUUGAAUUUCUUUUACUCAAAAUUUUCAAUAAACUUAAUUUUCUAUUUAACAGAAGUCAAUUUGAUUGUACAAGCGUGUCAAAUUUCCAAUAGUAGCAAUCUCAAUAAAUGAACUCGUAGCACACAUACAUAUGUAGACGCAGAUUUAUUUCAGUAUAUAUUAUAUAUAUAUUAUAUAUUUGUAUAUAUUAUAUAUGCAUAUUAUACAUUAACAAUAUAUAAUUAUAUAUUAACUAUAUAUAAACAUUCUUAAUCACUAUAAAUAAUCUUUAACGAUAAGUUCGCGAUCGCGCUUGAGGAUUAACUAGAAUAUAUUGUUUACAUAUAUUUAUAAGAGGGUAGCUUGGAAUGUAAUAACCGAAUCGAAAUUAUGAAGGUACAAAUGCAUCAAUCUAAAGAUUUGAUUGUUUGUCACUUUAGUAUAUAAUAUAUAUUCAGCUACGUAUCAAUAUAAUUCCUUCUAUUGUCUAAAGAAUUAUGGUCUCAGCAGUGAAAUUUUUAUAUACUUUCCUCAUACACUUCUGCAGUAAUUUUAUUUAUCUAUUAUUGAUGCACAAUAGUCUAUAUCAUCGAUUUGUUCCCUUUUAAUAUUUGUUAGAAUAAGUUUGAAAAUUCUCAGAAAGUUACAGGUCCAAAUAUAAUUGAUUCAACAUUUAAAGUUCAAAUGAAAUAUUAAGCAGUGGUUACCACAUUUAACGAUAACCCUUAUCAAUUACUUUCAAGAUAUAACAAUUCAUCAAUCUUUUUUUGAUAAUAAGAAGAAGACUGCAAUACGAAGAGGUGAAGUAAGCAAAAACAUUUCUAUCGAAAAAGUAAUAUUACAAAACAGUAAACAUGGCUAUAUUAUGAAAAAGAAUAUCUUCGAAUUGAACUAGAGGGAAAUAAGUCAACAGUAAAUUGUUCGAUCAAUGCACAGAAGAUACUAUGGCCGGUUAAAAGUAUUCAAAGAAAAUCCAUGACGUACGAUUUUUAUGAAUGCUACUAGGGAAAUGAUAUUCCGUCAUCAUGGAAUAAUCCAAUAUCAUUUGUUUCAUAUGGCAAUGAAAAUUAUAAGCCUAAAAAAUUGCGAUUCUCUUAUAAUCUAUCUCCAAUAGAUCCAUUAAAAAUUCUAAUAUUACAUGAUACUAAAUUACAUCAAAAGAGAACAUCAACUGUUUUGUAAAAUGUAAUUUUAUCUUCCUUAAUUUAGAUUGGUACUGAACCGAAUGAAAGGAGACCUUUUCGUUAAGGUAACCUAUGAUGACCUUAACACUAAGAGCCAAUGAAGUCGGUUUGACCCAUUAAUUUUAAAACUAUAUAAAUUUAAGAAUUUUAAAAUUAUAUAAAUUUAAGAUUAUAUAAAUUUUAAUUAUAUAAAUAAAAAAAUUUUUUAAUUAUAUAAAUUUAAGAAUAACUGAUUAAUGACAACGUAUUUAUCUGUAUAAUAUAUUUUAACAAACUUGUAAACGUACUAACUUUGCUGCAAUAGAAAAAGAUUAAUCCAUUCAGGAAAUAUCGAGAGUUCGUUUGUUUCAAACUGAUAGAAUUCCAGUAUCACUAUUGUCACCAUGUACACAUUUCAAAAAGCAUUUGAAAUAAAUGGUAUUUUUGGCUAUCCUUAUAUAUUUAGGCAUCACAUUCGAUUAUGUCGCUCUCAAUUCAAAAUUCAUUUUUGUAGCUCAUGCCUUCUUAGUUCAAUGUUAUACGUUAAUCUUUUUUUGACUUUGUUCGUUAUUUGAUCAUUCCAUCCAAUUAACUCAACCAUGCCACGCUCGAUUUUAAUUGCGCGACGUCAUUUUCGGGUAGAUCCAUAGAAAUAACGUGUAUGGGUUGAUUUACCUAUAAAUUCAACACACAAAAUAGUUUCACAAUUUCUACCAUAAAAUUUAUUGUAGUUGCAUUUCUUAACGUAAAACUUUCUUAAUUUAAACAUAAGCUUAUUAACGUCGGCUGAAUUUCGUUUGUUACAAAUUAUAUUAAAAGGUAAUAUAUUUCAUUUAAAAUUCAACUACGAAAUGAUAGUCCGUUGUGGAACGGAAAAUAUUAUACAAGAAUGGUACUCGAUCGAUACGAAUCAAAUGGAGAUCAGCUACUUGGAGUUUAGAGAGAGGAAUCACUAAAAUAGUUUCGGAUUUCCAUUAUGAAAGAAGAUAUAAUUCAUAGGGUUUAAUCAUAAGAGCUAUUAGAGUUAAGACCUCACUAUUAUCAAAUAUAAACAAGGAUGGCGAAUUAGACGGAAUAUUCGGUAGAAUAUUGAGAAAACUUUGUCAAACUGAAUUUUAGUUUCAUUGUUGUCUCAGUAGUAAAAGAAUAUGGAAAGUGUAAUGCAGAAGAAAAGACUUGGUCUGGAGGAAUUACGGAAUUAUAUGCUGGACGUGCUGACAUUUCUGUUUCAAAUUUUAUUAUUAGUAAUGACAAAAAUAAUGCCGUCGAUUUCACGCAUCCUGUUUUCAAGUACAAGAAUAUUCUCGUUAUUCGAGAACCAACAAAUUUAGCGAUUCAAUGGUCAACUCAUCUUUUAACAUUUACUCAUUCCGUUUGGACUGCUGUGUUUGGAAUAUUAAUUGUUUCAUCGAUCUUCCUGGUUUUAUGCAAAAUAAAAAGUGGAAUCAAUCGAAAAAUAGGAUAUUUAUUGAUCAAUAAUUGCUUGGAGAUUUGGAGUAUAUUUUCCCGACUGGGACUUUCUGGUUGUCUCAAUGUUUCUUGAUACGGUACUUGUCAACUUCCGUCUUUCGUGGUACAAUUUUUUAUAAUAAGUUCACAUUAUAGGUUUGCGAGAAUAAGAAACGCACUCUAUAUGAGUGACCAGUUCAGUUGUAGAAAAUUUGAAAAGGUCAUGCAACAUGGUUCGUAUUGAAAUAAGAUAUGUAAAAAAUUUAUUGAUUUUAUCUAAACACAAUCUAUUUACUGACCUCAUCAAUUUUCAAUAAAAAUACAAAAAUAUAAUAAUAUAAAUUUUUAUUUAUCGUAUG
This is a messenger RNA of Vespula vulgaris, 5380 nucleotides long. RefSeq names its product glutamate receptor ionotropic, delta-2-like. The record is from RefSeq and is a predicted model, not a curated record. Gene Ontology annotation, molecular function: glutamate-gated receptor activity. Bases 292 to 2307 code for a protein of 671 amino acids. The transcript is spliced from 13 exons. NCBI's taxonomy places the organism in Eukaryota, Metazoa, Arthropoda, Insecta, Hymenoptera, Vespidae. Gene Ontology annotation, cellular component: membrane.